Messenger RNA from Actinia tenebrosa (Australian red waratah sea anemone), 3615 nucleotides. RefSeq lists its product as uncharacterized. Gene Ontology annotation, biological process: cell surface receptor protein tyrosine kinase signaling pathway. The record is from RefSeq and is a predicted model, not a curated record. NCBI's taxonomy places the organism in Eukaryota, Metazoa, Cnidaria, Anthozoa, Actiniaria, Actiniidae. Gene Ontology annotation, cellular component: cytoplasm.
AUAUAUAUAUUUUAAAUUGCGUGCAGGGUUUGUUAUAAAAAAAUAUCGUGCAACAUAAAUUCCUGCAAUCCCUCCUCAAUCAACUAAUCCACCAUCCCUUAAAGCCCCGGUUAAAGCGUACAUUAAUCUGAUAAUGAUGGCAAAAAGCCCUCUAGACGAUCACUUUUGAUCCAUCCUGCGCGACAUAUCCUCUACAUGGUUAACAAAAACAGCUUCUGAUACAUACAGUCAUUCACAACCCUCUAGCUGAAUACAAAUUUUAUCUAAAAUAAAAAAUACCUUUCAAUAUUCUUAAAUUAAUUUUGCUAUGAAAUAUAAGAACAAGAGACAAUGCUACCACAAAAGACCGGAAGUUAAUAGACAUCUUAUGAUGUGACGUCAUGUAAACCAACUUCCGGUCAUGAAAAGUAAUUCAUUGAUCAGGCACGAAGUUGCCACCUUUUCGUCGGUCUGAGUUUAGUUAAACAGCUAGAAUUCUUCAUAUUCUUAUAUUUCUUUACUGGAGUGAAGUACACUGUAUAUUAGCUGGACGCUUCAAGUACCACACUUGAUUGUCAUGCUGAUGAGAUUCAUGAAUUGAAUGAGCUCAUCGACUCAGUAGUAAGUCACUAGAUAAUUUGAAUGGCCAGUACGAAUACAAUUGCUCACCAUGUUGCUGUGAAAUUGGCCAUCAUUUUUACCUUUUUGGCUUGACAAUUUGAGACAACCCCUUUGAAGAUUGAAAGCAGCUACGUCCUUGGUGUAGUAAGCAAUCAAUACGGUGAAAAUGGAAGACAUCGAAGAUAUCUUUGAGGGCUGGCUUGAAAAACCAACAGAGGAUAAUGAUCAAAAGGGAUGGUUAAAGAAAUCUUUUUCAAAAAAAUGGAAAAAGGGUUUUUAUAUAUUGAGGAAAUACUGCUCAAGUGAUCAAGCAUUCAUUCAGUGGUUUGAUAAAGAAGAAAACUGGAGGAGACAAAUAGCAAGAGGGACACUUGAACUUUUCCCUCAAUAUAGAGUCCUAAAACGGGGUGAAAUGAAGGGAAAACAGUUUGUAUUUGAAAUCAAUAAUGAUGCCGACACAUAUAUACUGGCAGCCGAGUCUGAAACUGUCAUGGAUCUUUGGGUUAUACAGCUACAGAUGCAAACUAGACUGAAUCCUAGGGUUGCUGGAAAAACCUUCAGAAUCCAGUGCUGUGGUAACAAAGCAAUGCAAAGAAUUGGUGCAAAAGACCAGAAAUGUUUGCUUCACAUUUCAAAAUGGGGGAUUACUCUUGCUCUUGAACGAACCAGGGCAGUUCUUGCUCAAUGGCCUCUCACAACUAUACGUAACUAUGAGUGCAUGGAUCGCUGUGAAUUCAGCUUUGAGGCAGGGAGAAGAUCUCCGAUGGGAACAGGGAAAUAUACCUUUUAUACCCAACCAGGAGAAGAUAACAGAAUCUUCGAUACCAUUGAUAAAUUUGCUACUGAGCGGCUGCAGGCACAGUCAGGAGGUGGGGCUGGAGUGGUUGCUAAUAGUGAGGAAGAUAUGUCAAGAGCCUAUGAUCAACUGCGCUUUAGUGUUCUCAAUAUUCCUUCAGGGAAUCCAGACGAGGACUAUGACAUGGCUGGGAGUGCACCAAGGUCCAUACAAGGAGUGGAUAUGAUGGGCAGUUACUCUCACCUGGAUAGAUCAGACAGCAUCAGCAGUGGUCCUAGUAUUGGCAGCUAUAAUACAUCACUAGACCCAAGUUACAAUAGUGUUUAUCGUCAUUCAAGUUUUGGGUCAACGAGUGAAGCACCUCAAGGAGCGUCAAAUUAUGAUUUCCUUGAUCAUGCUAGGUCACAGAUAAGCUUGAGUGUUAAAGAGGGACAUAGAGGAUUUAGUCGGUCACCCAGUGGAUAUAACCAUAUUUCUUCAUCGAGUUUUCGUGGAACUCCAGAGUUUUUUAGCAAGGAUAUGUGUCCACUUGAGCUGUCACCAGAAAACGAGCCAAGCCCUUCAGAUAACCUGUCAUCUCCUGUCUCGCCAUCAAGUAUGGUACCAUCAGAGAGCAACGACGACCAGUUUUCAAUGAGUGGCGAAUUCAACAGCCCAGAGAGUUUACAGGCUGAAGCAACAAGCUCUUCAACACUGACCGAGGAAGACGAACCUCCUCCCUUACCUGAUCGAGCAAGUAGGGUACCUCUGCAAGACAGAAAUGUACCCCCUGUACUCCACGGCAAUACAAAGCCUCUGCGCGAUCGCCCUUUGCCACCUCCUCCUCCUGAUGAAUCGCCUUCGCCGCAUGGUGGCAAUCCUGGGCUGCCUGAUCGAGGGAAAACACUGCCAGCAUUCGGAAGCAAGAGGUACGGACAAAACGAAUCAAGUAAAGGGGGUGAAGAAAAUACCGGAUUUCCACAAACAAGUGAUCAAAGUAAUUUUUCAAGGACAAGCGCUUCUCCAAAUUUCGUGUAUUUGAAUUCAGCUUAUUCAAAGAGUGUCGAAGUUUUGCCCCAGUUGUAUGCAACUGUUGACAAGACGAAGAAGAAGAAGUACCGAGAAAUGGCCGAAAGGAGGAGAUUGGAGUAUGAAGCUGCAAAGCUUGCUAGAACGAGAAAAAAGAGUCGGAGCCACGAGAGUUUAUCAGGUUCUCCCAGACUGAACUCUUUCUCAUUCACUCCUUUUAGCUUCAAGGGUUUAGCUGCGAUGGACUCGAGCUCAGAAGAGGAUUUCAGCAAAGAUGAAGAUUUCGACAUUCCUAAAUCUCUCAUUUCCCAUAAGUCUCCAGAAUCAGAAAGAGUGUCAAUGGCUUUUACAGGGAGUUUGAAAAGAGACGAUAAUUUUGGAGGAAAAGGAGAUAUAGGCAUAGUAAACGGUGCCUUGGCGUCGUCUGUACCCACUACAUCACCCACUAACAAGGAUGUGGAAACUUUACAUAAAGCUAUAGCGCAGUCGUCUCCUCGUGUGGGACCUAAAAACAAACACAAAAAAUCUGCAGAACACUCUAUCUAAAGUAUCACCAUUAACUUUUGAUUUUAAGUCGGAAGUGUGAAACCUUUUUCUUUAAAAUGUCUUUUUUUACGCUGAAGAUUGACACAGUUUUCUGUAUCUUCUAAUUAUAGUGUAGGUUUAGGUUUGAAUUAUUUUAUUGCGCACUCGUAGUUUGUUUGGUUGUAGUGUGUUGGUAGCGUGAACCCUAGCGAAAGACUUCAGAGACGUUGCGCCUGCGUCGUGUCGAUCUUAAGAACUGGGCUGUGAAGACGAACCAAAUCUCGCAGAAACGAUGUAAAUGUUCGUGGUGGAAACUCUAACGCAAGAUUAAAGAGGUUUAUCCUGGACUCAUUCUUUGCGUUGGCGUUGCGCAUGCGUCGGUCCUGAAAACUAGAUUUCAAGGAGCAAAGCUUACAGACCUACUAGGCUGGGGGGAAAAUCUGAGAUAUAAGGAACUCAAACAAUUGAUCAUUAUAAUAAAUGAAAUCUACUAGGCCCGGUUGUACGAAGGGUGGAUAAAUCCUUAUCCAGUGGAUAAGUCGAUGCUGUUAUCCAAUAGAUUUAUCCACUGGAUAAGAAUUAUCAGUCGCGAUAGCGGUCUCCACCCUUCGCACAACCGGGCCCCGAUGGAUUCUAUGAUUGGGUCUGAUAAUAAAUAAUAAUUAGAAAUAUAUCGGUGAAUAACA